This is a messenger RNA of Amborella trichopoda, 1664 nucleotides long. RefSeq names its product cycloartenol-C-24-methyltransferase. Gene Ontology annotation, biological process: sterol biosynthetic process. Lineage: Eukaryota; Viridiplantae; Streptophyta; Magnoliopsida; Amborellales; Amborellaceae. Gene Ontology annotation, molecular function: sterol 24-C-methyltransferase activity. Gene Ontology annotation, cellular component: endoplasmic reticulum. The record is from RefSeq and is a predicted model, not a curated record.
UUUCAUCAUUUUUUGGGUGCUACUAUAACGUCAUUUAUCAUUGCAUACGACUUUUAUAUUCAAGAAAACUCCCUGUUAAUUACCCCCCAAAGAAAAAACAAAAAGAAAACUCCCUGUUAUUUAUUCAUUGCGAGCAUUUUAAAUAGUCUCUUACUGUUACUUAAGGGGAUGGGUCGCUACCAUUAUAACAGCGACGAUAACCGUGAUCCUCUGGUUCAUUGUUCUUCAGAUCUUCAUUUCGUUCUUUUUUUUCAGGUUCACAUUUUGACAGUGCAUUUGAGUUCUACAGUUCGGCAAAAGCCAUCCAGAGUUUAGCAAAUUGCAUUGAGAAUGUCUAGGACUGGAGUUUUAGAUCUGGGCUCUGGUGUUGGAGGGAAGAUAGAGAAAGAGGGAGUCCUUUCUGCAGUGCAAGAGUAUGAGAAGUACCAUGUUUUAUAUGGAGGGAAUGAAGAAUUAAGGAGACAGAACUACACUGACGUGGCAAACAAAUAUUAUGAUCUUUCAACCAGCUUUUAUGAGUUCGGCUGGGGCGAGUCUUUCCAUUUUGCUCCAAGAUGGAAAGGAGAAUCUUUUCGGGAAAGCCUGAAGCGAUACGAACAUUUCAUCGCUUUGCAACUUGGUUUAAAACCAGGAAUGAAGGUAUUGGAUGUAGGAUGUGGAAUUGGAGGGCCGCUACGUGAAAUUGCUAGAUUUAGCUUAACUUCUAUUACUGGCUUGAACAACAAUGAAUAUCAAAUAUCCAGAGGAAUUGAGCUAAACCGAAUAGCUGGAGUAGACAAGACGUGCAACUUUCUGAAGGCCGAUUUCAUGAAAAUGCCAAUCCCAGAUAACACUUUUGAUGCAAUCUAUGCAUUGGAAGCAACCUGCCACGCACCUGAUGUAGCUGGAUGCUACAAAGAGAUUUAUAGAGUGUUAAAGCCAGGUCAAUGUUUUGCAGCAUAUGAAUGGUGUAUGACUGAUUCUUUCGACCCCAAUAAUCAAGAACACCAGAAAAUCAAGGCACAAAUCGAGUUCGGUGAUGGUCUUACAGAUAUAAGGUCAACUAGGCAAUGCCUUGAAGCUCUUAAACAAGUUGGUUUUGAGGUUUUGUGGGAGAAGGAUCUCGGAACAACUUCACCGGUACCAUGGUACUUGCCCUUGGAUCCCAACCACUUUUCUUUAAGCAACUUCCGUUCAACAGUACCAGGCCGGUUUCUCACUAGAAACUUGGUCAAAUGUCUAGAGUGUCUCGGCCUUGCACCCAAAGGAAGCCAAAAGGUGUCUUACCUCUUGGAGACAGCUGCAGAAGGCCUCGUUCAAGGUGGAAAGAAGGAGAUAUUUACACCAAAUUAUUUUUUCUUGGCCCGUAAGCCUCAAGCUGAAGCACACUAAGAUCAGCUUGUUCCCACUUUCGAUCAUCCGAAUUUAGUUUUUCUAUUACUAUAUCUGGGAUUUCAGCAAUUGUAUGGGAAGCUGUCAUGAGCUCCUAUAAUUUAUGAAAAUUCAUCCUACUUAGGUUGGUCGAAUAUUUUCAUUUCUCAUGUUUGCUUUGUUAAUGAUAAUUUCUAUGGUACUUGAAUUUCAUUCCUUUCUUCUAAAUUUUUAUAAGACUGACUAAAUUAUUAUUUGAAAGUUCUCCCAUGGCAGAAAAUGAAUAGCAGCCUGCACCAGGCAUUCAAUUCUCA